Messenger RNA from Triplophysa dalaica, 1108 nucleotides. RefSeq lists its product as uncharacterized. The transcript is spliced from 2 exons. Lineage: Eukaryota; Metazoa; Chordata; Actinopteri; Cypriniformes; Nemacheilidae. Bases 138 to 749 code for a protein of 203 amino acids. The record is from RefSeq and is a predicted model, not a curated record.
GUUAACUAGGGUCUUUUCUCAAUUCCAAGAAUGCAAAGAACGUACUUAUGGUCUUACUUGGAAGCCAAUGAAGAACGAACCUGGAUGGACCUGCCGCAGUGACUUCUGGGACGUUUCGUACACGUGCUUGAUUUUGAAUGGAUGAUGUCGUCGUGCCGGCCCCAUCAGACCAGGACCUUCAGCAUGCACUGGGACGGUUUGCUGCCGAGUGCGAAGCGGCUGGGAUGAGAAUCAGCACCUCCAAAUCUGAGGCCAUGGUUCUCUGUCGGAAAAGGGUGGCUUGCUCACUUCAGGUAGGUGGAGAGUUCCUGCCUCAAGUGGAGAAGUUCAAGUAUCUGGGGGUCUUGUUCACGAGUGAGGGAAGGAUGGAACGGGAGAUUGACAGAUGGAUCGGUGCAGCUUCUGCAGUAAUGCGGUCGAUUUACCGGUCAAUCUACGUUCCCACUCUCACCUAUGGUCAUGAGCUCAGAGUAGAUCCGCUGCUCCUCCACAUCGAGAGGGGCCAGCUGAGGUGGCUCGGGCAUCUUUUCCGGAUGCCCCCUGGACGCCUUCCCGGGAAGGUGUUCCGGGCAUUUCCCACCGGGAGGAGACCCCGGGGAAGACCUAGGACACGCUGGAGGGACUAUGUCUCCCGGCUGGCCUGGGAACGCCUCGGUGUCCCCCCGGUAGAGCUGGAGGAAGUGUCUAGGGAGAGGGAAGUCUGGGCAUCCCUGCUUAGACUGCUGCCCCCGCGACCCGGCCCCGGAUAAGCGGUAGAAAAUGGAUGGAUGGAUGUAUGUAUAGUGUAUAGUGAUAUUUGGGCAGUUGGUGUCAUAUUUGAUAUGGAUUGCUAUACUAAAUGAAUACCAUAUUUAUGAAAGGCGGUAUUUGCAAGUACAUCGAACCUCAAGGUACUUCAACCCUUAUGAAAAAUAACCACAAAUUAAUACUCUAGGCGUGUUUAAAAGGAAAGAACGUUUUAUGAUUCCUUUGGGAAUAACGAAAGCAUAUUUAAGCAUACAAAAAUCAUGUCUCAACACAAAUGUACAAGCUACAUUAAAUUACCUUUUUUCACUAUAAUAGAAUUAAAUAGUUAAGGACAAUUGCAUUAUGGGUGGACGGACUUCGG